GAAAGUGAAAAAGUGAUUGAAAAGUUUUUUGCUUCCAACUUGUGCAGUUGUGCAAAUAAAAGUACUAUGGCAGACUUAAACGACUCCAACGGCAACUACGACGACAACGAUGAGAUUACCGAGCCGGAGCAGCUGCGCAAGCUGUUCAUCGGCGGUCUGGACUACCGCACCACGGACGAUGGCCUAAAGGCGCACUUCGAGAAAUGGGGCAACAUCGUCGAUGUUGUCGUCAUGAAGGAUCCGAAGACAAAGCGGUCGCGUGGCUUUGGGUUCAUCACCUAUUCGCAGUCGUACAUGAUCGACAAUGCCCAGAACGCGCGUCCGCACAAGAUCGACGGACGCACCGUAGAGCCCAAGCGUGCUGUGCCGCGCCAGGAGAUUGAUGCUCCCAAUGCCGGGGCCACAGUCAAGAAGCUGUUUGUGGGUGGACUGCGCGACGACCAUGACGAGGAGUGCCUGCGAGAGUACUUCAAGGACUUUGGCCAGAUCGUGGGCGUGAACAUCGUGUCGGACAAGGACACCGGCAAGAAGCGUGGAUUCGCCUUCAUCGAGUUCGACGACUACGACCCCGUUGACAAGAUCAUUCUCCAGAAGACCCACACCAUCAAGAACAAGAGCCUCGACGUGAAAAAGGCCAUAGCCAAGCAAGAUAUGGAUCGUCAAGGUGGUGGCGGAGGCGCUGGUGGCCCCGGUGGACGCACAGGCGGUCGCGGAGGGGAUCGUGGAAGCCAAGGCGGCGGCGGCUGGAGCAACAACCGCCAGAACGGCGGUGGAAACUGGGGCGCCGGUGGCGGUAGCUUCGGCAACAAUGGCAACUUUGGCGGCAGCCAGGGCGGCAGUUCCGGAGGUUGGAAUCAGCAGAGCGGUGGAAGUGGUCCCUGGAACAAUCAGGGCAGCAGCGGCGGCUGGAACAACGGUGGCGGUGGCGGGGGCUAUGGAGGCGGAAAUAGCAACGGAAACUGGGGAGGCAACGGCGGUGGCGGCGGCGGGUUUGGCAAUGACUACCAGCAGAGCUAUGGUGGCGGCCCGCAGCGGACCAACAACUUUGGCAACAGCCGGCCUGCUCCAUACAGCCAAGGCGGUAGUGGAGGCGGUUUCAACAAAAGAGGCGGCGGCGGUGGCCAGGGCUUCGGGGGCAACAACUACAACACUGGAGGCGGAGGCGGUCAGGGUGGAAACAUGGGCGGCGGCAAUAGACGUUACUAG
Messenger RNA from Drosophila persimilis, 1206 nucleotides. RefSeq names its product heterogeneous nuclear ribonucleoprotein 87F (gene Hrb87F). The record is from RefSeq and is a predicted model, not a curated record. Gene Ontology annotation, molecular function: RNA binding. NCBI's taxonomy places the organism in Eukaryota, Metazoa, Arthropoda, Insecta, Diptera, Drosophilidae. The coding region runs from base 67 to 1206 and encodes 379 amino acids. The transcript has 4 exons.